This is a messenger RNA of Mesitornis unicolor (brown roatelo), 415 nucleotides long. RefSeq names its product protein sidekick-1-like. The record is from RefSeq and is a predicted model, not a curated record. Lineage: Eukaryota; Metazoa; Chordata; Aves; Mesitornithiformes; Mesitornithidae. Gene Ontology annotation, biological process: homophilic cell-cell adhesion. Gene Ontology annotation, cellular component: plasma membrane. The annotation marks the transcript as partial. The transcript has 3 exons.
AUGAUGUUGCACCGUACUUCAAGACUGAACCAGGCUUGCCCCAGAUCCACUUGGAAGGAAAUCGUCUUGUACUUACAUGCCUUGCAGAAGGCAGCUGGCCCUUGGAAUUUAAAUGGUUACGCAAUGACAGUGAAAUAACCGCCUACUCCAGUGAAUAUAAGUACAUCAUCCCGGCUCUGCAGAGGUCUGAUGCUGGCUUUUAUCAGUGUGUGGUACGGAACAGGAUGGGGGCGUUGCUGCAAAGAAGAUCUGAAGUUCAAGUGGCAUAUAUGGGAAAUUUCAUGGACACAAACCAGAGAAAAACGGUGACUCAAGGAGAGGCUGCAGUUCUGAACGUCCUGCACAUACUCAGCUACCCGAGACCACAAGUGACGUGGUACAGAGACGGCCACAAGAUCAUACCAAGCAGCAGAAU